Aspergillus candidus is the source of this 1554-nucleotide messenger RNA. Its product is annotated as putative tRNA-specific adenosine-34 deaminase subunit Tad3. The coding region runs from base 1 to 1554 and encodes 517 amino acids. The transcript is spliced from 3 exons. Lineage: Eukaryota; Fungi; Ascomycota; Eurotiomycetes; Eurotiales; Aspergillaceae. Gene Ontology annotation, molecular function: catalytic activity. The record is from RefSeq and is a predicted model, not a curated record.
AUGGACGUACAAGAUAUCCUACGCAGUAUUCAGCCCAUCCCAGGGGACGUCACCGCCGUGAGAACAGUCCAGGAAACACGACCACCUGAAGAAUUCGCCGACGCAUACGCCGCAGAAGUCAACCUGAAAUGCGCCUCCAAAGUAAUCAAAGCCCUAGACAAAGCCUACCCCCGCGACGCCUCCCAACCCCUCAACCACCUCCGCCGCUUCGCCAAACACGAGCACCUCUCCCCGACUCUCCAAUCCACCCUCCUCAAAGCAGACCCAUCAUCAACACAAACAAUCUUCGUCCUCAUCCCGCCUCCCCUCCCAGACGUCGACUCCCUCAAAGACCUCCUUACGCCAUUCGCACCCCCGAACAGCGACAUAACCCUAACAACCCUCCGCGUCCCCCUCUACGCCCCGCUCAACAGCGCCCAAGCAGAUAAAUGGACCAAGUCCCUCUGGCCUGUGCUAUACAACCCCGCUGCUCCGCGCGGCUUCGUCGCGCCCCCGCCUCAGAUUCUGACUCGCGCACGAGACUCAAUCCAGCCUAAGGCGGGACACUAUCUCGCGCUGGCAUACGGGGUAGCUCGCGAAGCUGAACAGUCUGGUCUUGGGAGGGGGGUAGGCGCCGUUGUCGUUGAUCCGGAGAUUGAUGCUCGUUUAGACGGCGAGAAUAUCGACGAUGAUGAUGAGGGGGAUGAUAAGAGAUGGUCGGACGCGGUAGUCGCCGUCGCCGGAGAUGCGCGCUACUCUCGUCAGGAAGGGCCCGUCCCGACAGGUCCUAAUUCCAAUAGACUAAUGUAUAACGCUGAUGUUGAGGGCGGACCGGAAUUACAUGCGCUUAUGAGGGUCGUUGAUUUAAUCGCUGGGAAGCGGCGUGCCGAUGACCCUGAUGAUACAUCCGCAUCACCACCUUUAAGACCGCUCGAAGCGCACUUCCUUUCCCAGUCUGAUACCACCUCCUCUUCUACCUCCGACCCCACCCACCAAACAACAGCAGCAGCAACAUCAACAUCAACACCAGAGACAGACCCAGACACCCCUCAGCAAAACCCCGAAAAAUUCCAAAAAACCGAAUCUGGCGCUAUACCCGUCCCCUCCACAUCCGUCCCCACCCCCACAUCUACAUCCUACCCCCCAGAGACCAACCCACGGAUCCGAUCCCGCACACAAGGAGGCUACCUCUGCACAGACCUAGACGUGUACCUCACCCAUGAGCCGUGUCUGUGCUGCUCGAUGGGUCUGCUGCUUUCGCGGUUUAGGGCGGUUAUCUUCCCGAGGGGUGGGAGGAUGAAGACGGGGGGGUUGGCUUCUGAGCCUUGUAUUGGGCCUGUAGCCGUGACUGAUUCUGGGGAUGGGGAGGGGGACGGGGGUGAUGGAGGUGAUGGAGGAGGUGAAGAAGAGGACAAGGGUGAAGUAGGGAGUGGUACGGAGGAGGCGAAUGAAAGGUUAUAUUAUGGCCUACACUGGCGCAAAGAGUUGAACUGGAGGGCGUUGGGGUUUGAGUUUGUGGAGGAUACAGCAGCAACAGCAGCUGGUGAUGGGGAGGGUGUGCAGUUUCAUGCUUGA